AUGGUAGCCAAUCCCGCCAGCGUGUACUGUAUCGAAAUAGGAGGGACGCUAGAGAUCCGAAAGGACGGGGAAGGCAACGAAGUUGGAUACUGCAAGCUACCUGAUGGCAGUGAAGUUGAAGAAUGGGAGCUAUUCCGCACAGCUCAUGCGGAAGAGUCUAAGAGUGCGGAGGAUAGGAGCAGCCAAGCGGGACAAAUGGGCACUGGAGGAAGCGAUGAUCAGAAGGUGCUAGGUAGUAAAUGA
Kockovaella imperatae is the source of this 243-nucleotide messenger RNA. RefSeq lists its product as hypothetical. The record is from RefSeq and is a predicted model, not a curated record. Lineage: Eukaryota; Fungi; Basidiomycota; Tremellomycetes; Tremellales; Cuniculitremaceae. The coding region runs from base 1 to 243 and encodes 80 amino acids. The transcript has a single exon.